CUAAAUCUAGAUAUGAAUUCAAAGGAGUUCCAAACGGAAAAAAGAAAGACAAUUUCCCUCGUUCCCAACCCGUUGUUUGUCUCCCAUCCUACCCUUUGCCGGUCAAAGUCCCUGUCGUCCCCCGCGCACAUCUUCUCCACAAGAUCAUAUGAAACUUCAAUCAUUAGCCAAUAACCAUAAUGCUUGCUUUACAAUACAUAAAAACAUAACUUUGAUGAGCAUUAUUUCAGAUUGGAAAAGAUUGCAAGCAAACAAUUAAAAGGGUAAAAAUAAUUUGUAAAAUUCCGUCCCCGAAGUGUCAAAUGGAGUAGCAGGAUGGCGAUGGCUCCUUUUUCUUCAGUAACAGCCAACUCCACCAUCUUAAGAUACCCCCAUCUCUCUACGCUUGUUCAGAUUUUCUCCAAACAAACCACCAAACCCACCAAGACCAAAAAUGGCAAACACCUCGAUAUUCCCAAGCCGAAAUCAUCUUCUUCAAAAUCCAAGAAAGCUGCUAACAUGGCCCGUAUCAUCAACACAAACCCAUGGUCAUCUCAGCUUGAAUCUUCUCUUUCUUCCCUCACUCAACCCUCCCUCUCUCACACCACUGUACUUCACACACUCCGCUUCAUCAAGACACCUUCCAAAGCUCUUUACUUCUUCAAUUGGACCCAAAAAAUGGGUUUUUCACACACCCAUCAAUCGUAUUUGCUUAUGCUGCAACUCCUCGGCAGUGCCCGUAGCCUAAAUUCAGCAAGAAACUUCCUUUUAUCUAUACCCAGAAGGUCUAAUGGUACUGUACCGCUUCAAGAUAAGUACUUUAACACCUUGAUUCGAAGUUAUGGUAAAGCUGGGCUUUUUCAAGAAUCAUUGAAGGUGUUUAAAGUGAUGAAGUCACUUGGAAUUUCUCCCUCUGUGGUUACUUUCAAUAGUUUGUUUUCAAUUUUGCUUAAGAGGGGUCGAACUGGUAUGGUCUACGAACUGUUUGAUGAAAUGCUUAAGACAUUUGGCGCCAAGCCUGAUGUGUAUACUUUUAACAUUUUGAUCAGAGGAUUUUGUAUGAACUCCAUGGUUGAUAAAGGAUUUAGGUUUUUUAAGGAGAUGGAGAAGCAUGAAUGUGAUCCUGAUGUGAUUACAUACAAUACCAUUAUUGACGGUUUGUGUAGGGCAGGGAAAGUGGACAUUGCGCAUAACGUGUUAAAGGGUAUGGUCAAGAGGGGUCAUCAAUUGAGUCCUAAUGUUGUAAGCUACACCACUUUGGUUAGAGGAUACUGUGAGAAGCAAGAGGUUGAACAGGCUCUUAAUGUUUUUGAGGAAAUGAUAGAUUGUGGUCUAAAACCGACCAGUAUAACUUAUAAUACUCUUGUACAAGGUCUUUGCGAGGCUAAAAGAUUUGACAGAAUAAAGGAGAUCUUGGAGGGGACUCUAGGAGGUGGAGGACUUAUUCCAGAUACAUGUACUUUCAAUACAUUGAUUACCUAUCACUGCAAUGUGGGAAAUCUGGAUGAAGCAAUAAAAGUUUUUGAGAACAUGUUAAACUUAAAGGUGAAACCUGAUUCCGCAACAUAUAGCAUCUUAAUUCGGAGCUUUUGUCAAAAGGGAUACUUUGAUAGGGCAGAGAAACUAUUUGAUGACCUAAUGAAGAAGGAGGUAUUGCUUUGUGAUGAUGGCUGUACACCUCUCAUUGCAGCAUACAACCCCAUGUUUGAGUAUUUCUGCAAGAUUGGCAAGACAAGGAAGGCUGAGAAAGUGUUCAGGCAGCUAAUGCGAAGAGGUACUCAGGAUCCUUUUGCUUAUGAACUCCUGAUCAUGGGGCACUGUAGAGAAGGCACAUUUAAUGAUGCACAUGAACUCUUAGUUUUGAUGUUGAGGAGAGAUUAUAUACCUAAUAUUCUAAUUUAUGAGUCCCUAAUUGAAGGUUUGCUGCAAAAGAAUGACCCUAAAGUUGCUUACGAUACUUUAGAGAAGAUGUUGAAAAGCUCCCAUCUUCCGAGAUCUUCAACUUUCCAUCAAAUCCUAACAGAACUUAUCAAGAAGAAUUGUGCAAGUGAAUGUGCUUCCUUGGUGACACUAAUGUUAGAUAACAAAGUUAGACAAAACAUCAGUCUUUCAACUGAUACUGUGAGGAUACUCUUCCAAACAGGAUUAAGGGAGAGAGCUUUUGAGAUUGUUAGGUGCCUUUAUGAAAAUGCAUACAUGGUAGAUAUGGAAGGUUUGGUUGUUUUCCUUUGCCAGUGUAGAAAGUUAUUGGAGGCACGUAAAUUAUUGCUAUUUAGCUUAAGUAAGGGUCAUAUUAUGAAUGUAGAUAUAUGCAGCACUCUUUUAUCUGCUCUCUGCAAAGCACAUAGAGCUUCAGAAGCAUUUGAGAUUUACUAUGAGUUGCUCGAGAAAGGAGUCCAACAACCUUUAGAAUGCAUGGAAGAGUUAGAGCUUGUUCUUGAAACUGAAGGAAGAACCAAUGAAGCUGAAUUUGUUAAGAAGAGAAUCCUUGGCCAAUCGUAGUCUGAUAGAUUGGUUCAAACUUGUGCUCUGAAGGAGAUAUCUGUAGUUCAAACUUGGUUCAAACUUUGCUCCAGAUGUGGUUAAGAGUGCUAUCAGGUUCAUGAUUUCUGUUUCUCUUGACGAUGGAGAAGUCUGAUUUGGACAGACUUGAAAACAUUGAAGACCGGAAACUUAACAGUCCUUGAGGUCUCGGGUUCACCAUCUGGAGCAAAUUUGUUGCUUAAUAAUUUGGGCCUUCAGGCGUGGUUAUUCAAGAAAAUUUGGUGCAAGUGCAUGCGUAGGGGAUAGGUUCGUAUGCUUAAUUGCAACAGUGCUGGACAUCUUAAACAGCCAAAAACGCCAUAUUUCUCAGAUGAACAAUUUGACGACCUUAAUAAUGUUUUUUUCUCCAAUUUUAUGUCGUCACAGAGUCAUCUGAUCUUCUUCCUACAAGCAAUAUCAAUGAUAACAAUUUUUUAAAGCUUUUGAUA
Solanum dulcamara is the source of this 2951-nucleotide messenger RNA. RefSeq names its product pentatricopeptide repeat-containing protein At1g02060, chloroplastic. Gene Ontology annotation, molecular function: protein binding. Lineage: Eukaryota; Viridiplantae; Streptophyta; Magnoliopsida; Solanales; Solanaceae. The record is from RefSeq and is a predicted model, not a curated record. Bases 316 to 2481 code for a protein of 721 amino acids. The transcript has a single exon.